GCCGCCCGCCCCGGCCGCUCUAGGCUCCGCGGCUCUCGGUGGUGGCGCGCCCGGGGCCGCGCGCUCGGGGAAGAACGAGACGGGAGCGCGGCGCGGAGCCGCAGCCCGAGUUGGGCGGGCGGAGAGCAGGCUUGUCCUCCCGCUGCCGCCGCGCCUGCGGCCGAGCUCCGGCUCCGAGCCGCGCACCGGGCCGGACGCCCGCCGGGGCCCCCGCCGCCUCCCUGGGCGCAGGGAACAAAUCCAGGCCGCGCGUGGGCCCCGGCAUCCCCCACUGGGACUCUCGAUCCCGUGGGCCCAUGCCCAUCGGGCCCAGACCCCGCGCCGCCUAGCAGCACCCACCCCACCUCCACCCUCGCCCUUCCCCCGGCAGAAUUGGAGCAUUCUCCCCCACCGUUGGGUCCCUCAGCUUCAAGGGCCCCAGGACUUAUAGGUGGGGCCCUAGAACCUGGGCAUCCUGGACAGCGGCCCUUACAGCUCCUGCUUUCUCACUGUCUCUUCCUCUACAAAGUUCAGGAUCCCCUACCAGCUGCCCCCUCAAACUCACGACCAGCAGAGGCACCAUGGCCCCCAAGUUUGGGGAUGAGUGGAGCACAGCCCUCUCCCAUCUGGCACUUGCAGUGGUGUCUCUGCAUGCAGCCAUGUGCACCGCCCAGGCAAGCCGAGGGGCCGCUGCUGGCUUCUUGCUCCAGGCCUUGGCUGCCACCGCCACCGUGCUGGCCCCAGGGCUGGGUAUGGAUGAAGACUGUGUGGCGGGAGCCUGGGUGGCCACUGUCAUCGGCCUGCCCCUUCUGGCCUUCGAUUUCCACUGGGUGAACGGGGACCACUCCUCUGCCAACCUGCUGCUGGGAGGAGGCAUGGUGCUGGCCGUGGCUGGUGAGCACCUCGGCGCUGAGGGCCGAUCCGUGGCCGGCCAGGCAGUGCUGCUGGUAGUCUCAGUGACCAUCCUCAUCGUGGCUGUUUUCACGGCCAACACUUAUGGGAUGUGGGGGGGCGCGAUGCUGGGGGUGGCCGGCCUCCUGAGCCGGCUGGAGGAGGACAAACUGCUGCUGCCAAAGGAGGACGCCGGUCGCUGGGCCCUGGCUGUGGGCAGCUGGGCCUACUGCCGAGCCCUGCACACACAGCACCUGCAGUGGGGCUGACAGCAGAGUCAGUGGGGCAGGGCCUCCCUCCUGGCUUCCACAGGCCUGCCCCUGGAGCAUCCUCCCGUAAAGACAGGCUGGACUUGGUGCAGUUUGACUCGUCAGGGGCAGAGCCGGGGGUCUGCCUCUCUGGUCGUGCAGGGAUUGGCCUCGACCACUGAAGACGGACAGUCUGAGGCACACUUGGGGGCCUGAUUCUGGGCAGGACAUGGUUGUGGAUACAGAUAGAAGCUUGGUCUCCAAUAAACCUUAGGAAUUCAGC
Choloepus didactylus (southern two-toed sloth) is the source of this 1401-nucleotide messenger RNA. RefSeq names its product cysteine and histidine-rich protein 1-like. Bases 561 to 1139 code for a protein of 192 amino acids. The record is from RefSeq and is a predicted model, not a curated record. The transcript has 2 exons. Lineage: Eukaryota; Metazoa; Chordata; Mammalia; Pilosa; Megalonychidae.